Molecule: messenger RNA, 2612 nt
Organism: Rhododendron vialii
Lineage: Eukaryota; Viridiplantae; Streptophyta; Magnoliopsida; Ericales; Ericaceae
Product: phospholipase A1-Igamma3, chloroplastic
Exons: 2
Coding region: 923-2506 (527 amino acids)
Biological process (GO): lipid metabolic process
Molecular function (GO): glycerophospholipase activity
Source: RefSeq, a predicted model, not a curated record
AACCUCCCAAUUAGGUCCCAAGGGCACUCCACAAACCCUUAGUGGAGACUAGAAAGCAAAGAGGGUACAGCCCCUAUUUGGAGUUUCUAACCACAUGGCCUUUCCCAUGCCUAGAAAAGCUCAUCCACUCAGCCAUCUUUCCCUGUAUCAAUUUGUAGGCUCCUCUUCUUUCCAGAAUGUUCGUUGUUGCAAUACAUGCACUAGUUUUCCUUGUGGUACAGCUUAUACCUAGCUUUGUGAGUAUAUUGCUCUCCUGCAAAUUCCAGUUUCUCUGUUUUACAUUACGGUAUACAGCUUAUGCCCUCUCUCUUUUCUUUUCUUUUUUUACUUUAGUUUUGAUUCCGAUGUAAGUGCAGUGAAAUUUUCUUCAAAAUUCAGAUAGUGGUUUGGUGUGGAAGUAUUGAGGUGUCUUUUCUACACUUCCUUUUAUGUAACCGAAAAUACAAAAUUAUAUUUGAACCGAUGUCGGGGAGUUUUCCUUUCUACUUUUACUAGUUUUCCCUCAACUGUCUCAAAUUUAAUACCAUAAAAUCAAAUUAACCUCAGCUACCACCCUGUAUUCACUCAUCAAGAACCGUAGCUAUCUUUAGAAGCAGUUUUCUCUCUUCAGCUAUCCUAUUCUCAGUAAUAUUUACCAUGAACUUGAUCAAUUCUCCUUGGUCAUAAUAAUCUCUAAGGUACCCUCUCUCUCUCUCUCUGACCUCCUGCAACAACCGGACUUUCAACUCUUCUGAAACAUGGUGCGAUCAGAGUGUGUCUCAUCAAUUCUGCCAUCAACUGGGUAUUAAAUAUCCACCAUUAUUGAUCAUAUCACGUGGUGGGAUUUUUGACCUCCGAUACCUGUGUCUUCUUUCUCACCAACUAAAUCAAGCGAAGCAUACUUCAUCAAGACAAGCAAACACAACCCCCCACAAAACUCUUGAUGGCUUCUCUACACCUACAUGUCCACGACCCCACACGAACCCUACAUCCUCCAACUCAAUUCCUACAUCCUCCAACUCAAUUUCUCUCGCCAAGAUCAAUAUUUUCCCCACGAAAAACCACGAAUCUCCUUCUUCCACGCAAACCCAUUUCACCGAAACUCGAAACAUCUCUAAGAUGCUCAUCUAUCACCAGUUUAAGUCCAAACAAGGAAGAAGAAGAAACCGAAGAAACCCUGCAAGAGGGAUUCAGUAACGUGGACGACCAUGAGAUCAGUAGGCCUCUCAGUGAUUGUUGGAGACAAAUCCAAGGGUGCAGUGACUGGAAAGGGCUUUUGGACCCCAUGGACUCUCAUCUUCGCCAGGAAAUUAUCCGGUACGGGGAGUUUUCACAGGCUUGUUAUGACUCCUUUGACUUUGAUCCUCACUCUAAGUACUGUGGCACGUGUAAGUAUACAGGAGCUCAUUUCUUUGAGAAGCUUGACAUGGCGGAUAGAGGGUACCACUUGAGCAGGUACCUGUAUGCAACAUCAAACAUUAACCUCCCAAAUUUCUUCCAGAAGUCCAAAAUGAGCAGUGUGUGGAGUCAGCAUGCAAACUGGAUGGGCUAUGUGGCUGUCGCCAACGACGAGGAAGAGAUCCGCCGCCUCGGCCGUCGGGACAUCGUCAUCGCGUGGCGGGGCACAGUGACAUACCUCGAGUGGAUCCAUGACCUAAAAGACAUUUUACACCCGGCCCAUUUUAGCGAAGACCCUUCAGUCAAAAUUGAGUCGGGGUUCUAUGAUCUCUACACCCAAAAGGAAAAUUCAUGCCACUUUUGCUCAUUUUCGGCCCGUGAACAAGUUUUAGCUGAAAUUAAGCGGCUUACAGAGACUUACAAAGGGGAAAAUCUUAGCAUUACAGUCACAGGACAUAGUCUUGGUGCAGCCCUGGCCAUGCUAAGUGCUUAUGACAUUGCCGAGAUGGGACUGAACAUUUCGAAAAAUGGCGAAUCGGUUGAAAGAAUUCCGAUCACUGUUUUUUCGUUUGCCGGGCCCCGCGUCGGAAAUCUGAAGUUCAAGGAACGGUGCGAUGAGCUCGGAGUCAAGGUCCUGAGGGUAGUCAAUGUGCAUGACAAGGUACCAUUGGUGCCUGGAAUUUUCGCCAAUGAAAAAUUCCGGCACCAAAAGUACAUUGAGGAAAUGAUGUCGUUUCCUUGGAGUUAUGCCCAUGUUGGAGUGCAGCUUGCGUUGGAUCAUACCCAUUCGUAUUUUCUAAAACCCACUAGCGAUUUGCGGUGUGCCCAUAACCUUGAAGCCCAUUUACACCUCGUCGACGGGUACCACGGGCCUGGCCGCCGGUUCUGCCUGGCCACGAAGCGGGACGUUGCCCUCGUCAACAAGAGUUGCGAUUUCUUGAAGAGCGAGUACAGUGUGCCGCCGUGCUGGUGGCAGGACUUGAACAAGGGGAUGGUGAGGACCGCCGACGGGCGGUGGGUCGUGCCGGAAAGGCCCAGAAUCGAGGCCCACCCGCCGGAUACGGCCCACCACCUUGAACAAGUGCUCAAAUUUGCCAAGUCCUCAGUGGGAACCUCUUUUAAUGUUUGAUAGUAACUUCUAACAACCUUUUUAAGUGUCUUGUGCUUAUCGAACUGGUUUUGCUUUGUCCUCGUUUCUGAAUCUGUCCUAUCCCUUAUAUGACGUUUUUUGAUAA